AUGUUUCAAGGCGUGACGGCCUUCCUGGAGGCGGUUGACGAGCGGGCGGAGGAACACGCACGGCAGCGGGCGGUGGCGGCGACGGUGACGGCGACGGCGCCGCAGGUCGAACCGGAGGGAGACGCGGGGUCCGGGGACGGCAGCGAGGGGAGAGCCGUGCACGGCCCGCACGCACCAACGGCGCCCAGCGGAAGCGCCGCCGCGCCGCCGCCGUUCCCGCACCAACCGGCAGCACUGCGUGGCCGCCACGCGGAGGCAAACACGCACGGCAGCAACGCCAGUGGGGGCGGCGGCGCAUCGCCCUUGUCGGCAGCGACGGCGGGGGACAUGGGCGGCACGGCGCAGGGGACGUGGAGCCACGUUGAGGAGGGGGCGGCUGCGGCGACGGCGAUGAUGUUUCAACGCGAGGUGGAGUCCUCGCUCCUGAGGCGAAAAGACGAGGAAAUUGACGCCCUCGCACAAAACGUGCGGCGCCACCAGGCGGCUGCGGAGGCCGCGCGGCAGGAACUGCUGCAGCGCUCGCUGCAGGUGCACCAAUUGGAGGAGUCGCUGCGCACCGUCAGGGCUCGCUUUGAGGAGCAUAAGGCGAAGUCGCGCUGCCUACUGGAGGACAAGCAGCGCGAGUACGACGAGCUUCAUCGCCGUCUUGAGCUGCAGGAGGGGGGAGCUGAGCUCUUGGGCAACGGCGAAAAGGACACUUCGCACGGCGGUGAAGCCGCGGCGGCACGGCAGCGGGAGGAAGAGUUAGAGGGCAUGCUCGCCUCCAUGCAGCGAGAAAAGGAGCGGCUGGAAGCGCAGCUUGCGGCCGGGCGUCGCGAGGUCGACGCCGCACACGAGCAACGACUUGCGGUCGUCCAACAGCUGGACUUUGCGCGGUUGGACUUGCGUGGGGCGCAGGAGGCCCUUGAGAGUGAGGUGGCGGCGCACCAGCGGAGCAGGGCCCUGUUGCAGGGGCGACAACGGGAGUUAAACGAACUGCGGGCGGCGGUGGAGCGGCACGGCGGCACCUUCACCGCAGCCGGCACCCUCGUCGCCUUUCGCGCCGAUGACGCCGGGUCGCGGGACGGGGUGCUUUUCUCCCACCAACUGCUGGAGAAGCAGAACGCACUGGAGGCGGCCAUGCGGGAUGCAGCCGAGUGGCGGCGACGCUGCGAGCGUGCGACGGUUCGGCUUGAGGAGGAGCGCACCACACGCGUAACUGUGACGCAUUCGCAGCAGCUGAUGCGGGACGCGGCAGAUCCCCGCCCGAUGUUCCUCCGGCGCCUCUCCUCCACCGGCAGGUUGAUGUCGGUGGUGGUGGAGUUGACGGCCGCCGUGGAUGCGGCGGCCCUGCGCUUCGGCCGACUGCUGCGUCGGCAGCCUGUCGUGCGCCUUGCCGUCGUGUUCUACAUACUUUGCUUGCAUGUGUGGUUCUUGAUGGCGUUGCUGAUGGUUGAAAGGAGCGCGAGCCUGUCGCGUGCGGCCAACAAAGUCCCCUGA
Messenger RNA from Trypanosoma conorhini, 1479 nucleotides. RefSeq lists its product as uncharacterized. NCBI's taxonomy places the organism in Eukaryota, Euglenozoa, Kinetoplastea, Trypanosomatida, Trypanosomatidae. The record is from RefSeq and is a predicted model, not a curated record. The transcript has a single exon. Gene Ontology annotation, biological process: Golgi organization. Bases 1 to 1479 code for a protein of 492 amino acids.